AUCUCCCCCUCUCUCUCUCUCUCGGCUUACAGUGUACUCCUAUCUUUCUACCACAAGCAUCAGCAGUCUCUCCAUCAGUCUCCGCGAUACGAGCGCUUCUCCGGCGCAAAGCAUGGCACCUCUGCGCCCCAAAGAGCCGCUCUCUGCCGCUGCGCACCUCUGCGUCUUUCUGUUGACCACCUCGGCCUGGAUGGCACUGCCGGGACCCGCGCUCUGUGACAGCGGGGCUUUAAACCGACGCGGCGGGCUGGACCGUACGUUUGACACGGGCGUCGGAGACGGAGGCUCCCCGCCGGGCUUCCAGAGGGACGGUGACGAGGGGAGCUCGCCCCGCUUCAGGAGAGCACUAUCCCGGGAAAAACAAAUGGCACUGCUCAGCAGCUCCUUCGUGCUCAAAGGGGAUGCGACCCACAACCAGGCGAUGGUCCACUGGACAGGAGAGAACAGCAGCGUCAUCCUGAUCCUGACCAAGUAUUACCACGCUGACUCCACCAAGGUCCUGGAGAGCUCGCUGUGGAGGUCUUCUGACUAUGGCACCACCUACACCAAACUCAACCUGAUGCCAGGGACGACCAUUGUGGUGACCAGUUUCUACAUCUGCCCGACCAACAAGAAAAAGGUAGUGCUGGUGGGCUCAUCCAUCAACGAACGGGAUCAGAUGCUGUUCAUCAGCACCGACGAAGGUUCCUCUUUCCAGCGACAGUCCAUCGCUUUCACCCCCGACACGAUCAUCUUCCACCCCAAGGAAGAGGACAAGCUCCUCGCCUACUGCAAGGAGGGCAGGAUCUUUGCUUCGACCGACCUGGGCCGCAAGUGGACUUUGCUUCAGGAGCGUGUGACCAAGGACAGAGUCUUCUGGUCUGUAUCUGGUGUGGAUGUGGACCCUGAUCUGGUGCACAUGGAAAUGCAAGAUACAAGUGGAGGUUACCUGUACGUCACGUGUCUCAUCCAGAACUGCUCAGACAAGAUGGUGACGGCUCAGUUCCUCGGCAAAAUCGACCACAAUUCGCUGUUGGUGCAGGACGACUACAUAUUUGUCAAGGUGACCACAGGGAAUCGUACCAAGCACUAUGUGUCCUAUCGGCGCAACGAGUUUGUCCAGAUGAGGUUUCCCAAGUAUGCCUUGCCAAAGGAUGUUCAGAUAGUGAGUACGGACGAGAACCAGGUCUUCCUCGCCCUCCAGGAGUGGUACCAGUCAGACACCUAUAACCUGUACCAGUCGGACCCCCAGGGUGUCUACUACUCCAUCGUGCUGGAAAAUGUUCGCAGCACCAAGCAGCCGGAGGAGAACGUCCUCAUCGACAUCCUGGAGGUGCGUGGAAUCAAAGGGGUCUUUCUGGCCAAUCAGAAGAGCAAUGGCAAAGUGACGACUCUCAUCACCUAUAACAAAGGACGAAGCUGGGAGCCCCUGGCCCCGCCUACCACUGACAUGAAUGGAAAGCCGGUUAGCUGCAAAGCACCCGAGUGUCAACUCCACCUGCACCUGCGCUGGGCCGACAACCCCUACGUGUCUGGGACUGUCCACACCAAAGACUCUGCUCCAGGUCUCAUCAUGGGAGCCGGUAACCUUGGCUCCAAGUUAGUCGAGUACAAGGAAGAGAUGUACGUCACUUCAGACUGUGGGAAGACAUGGAGACAGGUGUUUGAGGAGGAGCAUCACAUCCUGUACAUGGACCACGGUGGAGUCAUUGUUGCCAUCAAGGACACUUCUAUCCCCCUCAAGAUACUCAAGUUCAGUAUCGAUGAAGGACAGACGUGGACCGUUCACAACUUCACCAGCACCUCUGUGUUCGUUGACGGACUCCUGAGCGAGCCAGGAGACGAGACCCUGGUUAUGACCGUGUUUGGCCACAUCAGCUACAGGUCGGACUGGGAGCUGGUCAAAGUGGACUUCAGGCAGUCUUUUCCCCGUCAGUGUACAGAGUCUGACUAUGACUCCUGGCAGCUCACAGACCUGCAGGGAGAGAAGUGCAUUAUGGGCCAGGAGCGGAGUUUCAGGAAGAGAAAGGACACCGCGUUCUGCAUCAAAGGAAAGAGCUACACCUCUGCUCUCAUCACCAAACCCUGUCAAUGCACAGAGAAAGACUUCAACUGUGACUACGGUUUUGAGAGGUCCCACAAAGAGGGCGAUCGCUGCUUAUCUGACUUCUGGCAUGACCCAGACUCACCCCCUGAAGACUGCCAUCUAGGACAGACCUACGAGUCCACCACUGGCUACAGGAAGGUGAUAUCUAAUGUGUGUGAGGGGGGGCUAAACCGGCAGCAGAGUGCCAAACAGCACAACUGCCCUCUACUGCCCCCUAGAGGACUACGGAUCGGCAUCAAAGGGCAGAUGCUGGCCGUGGCACCUGGUGAUGACAUCACAUUCAUUGUCCAUCAGGAACAGGGCGACACUAGCAGCACCAAGUACCAGGUGGACCUCGGUGACGGCGUUCGGGCCAUUUACCAGAACCUGACGGUGACUGAUGAACCCAUUCAGCAUCGCUACGAAAAGCCCGGCGUCUACAAGGUCACAGUGAAGGCCGAGAAUAUGGCAGGGCACGACGAGGCCACCAUGUACAUCCAGGUCACAGCUCCUCUACAAGAAGUGCACCUGGAAGUGGUUCCCAUCGCUGGGAGAAACCAUGAGGUUAAUCUUACCGCCAUAGUUCUUCCCACUGAGGCCAACCUGACUGUCUUCUACUGGUGGAUAGGAGACAACCUGCGGCCGACGCUGACUCUGCAGAACAGCCUUCUGACUCGUUUCCCUGAGACAGGAGAGGUUUCAGUCACCGUCCAGGCUUCCAACGGCCGAUCCAUGGUGCAGGAUACCAGGACCGUCCGAGUCUACGAUAACUUCCAGGUCAUCCCUCUGAGCUUCAGCAGGAAUCUGGACCACUUCAACCCAAACAUCCCAGAGUGGAGAGAGGACAUUGGCCAGGUGGUCACCAAAAUUCUCGCCAAGAUCACAGGUGUCCCUCAGGAGUCCCUGGUUACUGUGGUGAAGCCCGGCCUCCCCACCACCGCUGACCUGUACGUUCUCCCACUGAGCAGCAAACCAGCCAAGAAGAGCAUGUUUGUAGAUAAGCGUAUUCCGGCCAUCAUGCAGGCCUUCAACGACAACAAUGUCAGCUUUGUGGUGAGAGGAGGUCUACAAGUGCUGGUGAUGCUAGCUGACCCGAAUGCAGGUCUAAUUGCUAAUGACUCAACAGCUACAGCAGCAGAGACUGGUUACCACGGAGCAGCUGGAGGUCCAGGUGUUUGGGCUCUCGCAGUCAUUUUCCUCAUUAGCAUCAUCGCCACUGGCUCUUUCAUCUUGUACAAGUUCAAAAGUCCUUGGAUUAGGACUGAGGAUGCCUAUCCUCCGCUGUUUUUCAGGAAGCUUCCAGGAAAUCGCAAUGUCUACGCCCAGAUGCACAAUGAGAAGGAGCAGGAGAUGACAAGCCCUGUCAAUCACAGCGAGGACACCCAGCACAUCAUUCAGGGCGAGGAGUUCAUUGAUGACGACCUGGACUCUCAGACUCUAGGUAACGCAGGAGGUAGCCCCGCCUUCCGUUCCCUUAUAAGGACUACCACUAACCACUGCUACUAAAACUCAAGCCACUAACACCAGCAGCUAACACACACCAAGGUAACCAUUCGGGUGUGGUCCUGAGCAUCAACUCCAGAGAGCUACACAGUUACCUUACCAGCUGAUGGCUGCCAUGACAACUCUAACAAGCUAGCCUAGCCUAGCCGGCUAACGAGCACAGGGACUCCACUUUGCCUUCCUCCUUCUCUCUCCUUUCCUUCUUUUCCACCUUGGACACUUCGCCUCCUCUCCAUGGCCUCCUCAAUCCUUCAGCUCCAACAUUGGUGAUUUAGUUUUUCCCCCUCUUUUGGGCUGAGCCUGGUGGAGGCCUUCACCUCCGUCCUUCUUCCCUACCCUCUGUCCCUUCCUGUCAGGGGAUGGGACACUCUGCUUCGCCCAAUGUGUGUCACAUCACUGCAAGCCACCCUUCCCCUCCUCAGCCCUGAAGACCUGACCCCCGGUGAGGAUGGAGAUCUGGAUGGCAUCACACCAAGCACACUCUCUCAUCGAUUUUAAAAAACAAUAUCUGUGUGUACGCUGUCGUCUCACUUGUAGACUCUCAACAUCAGCAAGCAUGACUCUGCACAGGCUUCCAGUCCUAUUCACAGUCAAAGAGGGUUGAACCUCCCAUGACCAAAAGGCCACAGCUACAUAAAGGCAGAAGUAGCUAAAGACCAGUGUGCUAAGAUAAUGAUUUCCUAACGGUAACGUGCAUUAAGGGGAUGAAGUACAAUGAAAGAAAGAUGUAUUUUUGCUCCUCCCACUCUUUAAUCCCAUUUUUGUUUCCCUCAAUUACUAGACACAGUCUCUUCAAAGGCAAUAAUAUUCUCUCAAUAGAAUGUAGGCUAUGAUAUACCCUUGUGAAUUUGCAUAUGAAGAGUGUACACAUGCAAACACAAGAGGGCGGUGUUGCACUUUGUUAAAAUCCCACUCACAGGUACUUGAGCUCAGCUCCUUCAGAAGAUAUUGUUUGUUCACACGGACGUCGUCAUUGGUCAGAGCCCCACUGCAUCCACACACUUGUUUGUUACUCACACGUUUACAGAGGUUUUGUUGUGUGGCGUUAGAAACCAGCACCACCUCCCGUAGGAGCUCAUCGUCUGUCCCGUGGUGCCUAAAACAGCAGAUGUGAAUCUGCUCUGUGACAUGUUGAGUUUAUUUAUUUCUAAUAACCGUCGGCCCCUUUCUCCUCCACCUCCUCCUUCCCACACGUUCUCGGUCAGACUUCGUUCCCCUGGAGACAAAGGUCGUCAUGGAGGGAAGGUGUAGUUGAUAUAUUUUACUGUAUCAGCCUAUAUUAGGCAUAGCCCAUGGUGGAAUUGUGUCUCCUUAAAGGUUUGGUUUGUUGUAUGUAAAUGUGUAAAUACGAACAAUCUCCACUUUGUACAUAUUCCCUUUGACGUGUGUGAGUGUUUUACACUACUACCAAAAUACACACAAGUUGUUUUUUUGACAGACCUUUUACUGAGUUUCACUAUUUCCUGUUUCCUCCACACAAUUGCCUGCUUCACAUGUAUCCAUUCUACGUACUUUCAGUGUAAUCUCAUGAGUGAGAUAAUUUGAUGGUCUUCAUUGUUAACUGGAAAUGAUUUCAUUGUCUUAUAAAGAUACUCACAACUACACAGUGGCGACUAUGAACAUGAAUAUUUUUAUACACUUGUCAUUUUCCCCAGUACGUGUAAACACCGGUGAGUGUUUUUGUUGCCUUUUGCUGAAGUCUUUUGUUGGUUUGAUUGCACUACAAUGCGAGCAGUGCCGUCAACACGUACUGGGCAGCAACUGAACAAGUCCACUCUGACUCUGAAUCCAAAAGUCUUUACAGACCAAUGCUACCACCACCACCACCAGGAUCACCCCUUGGUUCGUCUUGCACUUGAUGCAGCAGAUCACGUUCACUCGUCCUGAUUUACACCUUAAUUCAUCUUUUGUACAUAAUCUGCUCAUGUUCGACUUGUUCUUAGUUUUGUAGUGAUGUGUCGUCAUUGUAUCAAUGUCCUCUUUAACAAAGGGGAAAGUGGGAAUUAGACAUUAUACUAAAAAAGUGAAGGAGUUUCACAGAUGAUGGCACUGACCAUGUAAUUUUGACCACACUGUUUUUCUUUUAUUCUUCUCUUUCUGGCGUUUGUUUGCUCUGUUGAUUUUGCAGUUAAAUUUGAUCGUGUGUCCUCAUCAGGAAGCGUAGUGCACUGAACCUGCAUCCUGGAAUAAAUCACUCCCAUAACUUGUA
Molecule: messenger RNA, 5777 nt
Organism: Hippoglossus stenolepis (Pacific halibut)
Lineage: Eukaryota; Metazoa; Chordata; Actinopteri; Pleuronectiformes; Pleuronectidae
Gene: sorcs2
Product: sortilin-related VPS10 domain containing receptor 2
Exons: 28
Coding region: 113-3571 (1152 amino acids)
Cellular component (GO): membrane
Molecular function (GO): protein binding
Source: RefSeq, a predicted model, not a curated record